Molecule: messenger RNA, 918 nt
Organism: Helobdella robusta
Lineage: Eukaryota; Metazoa; Annelida; Clitellata; Rhynchobdellida; Glossiphoniidae
Exons: 10
Source: RefSeq, a predicted model, not a curated record
AUUCGAAGACACACCGUCUACGACGCCAUGCCUAACCAUGCCAGGGUCAUCAUACUUGACCUCAACCUCAAGGUUGGUUCAGCAUUUGAUGCACUUGCCUACGAUGGAAUCCACGCUGCCCCUCUCUGGGACAAUGACUCCAAGGAAUUUGUUGGAAUGAUUACUGUGACUGAUUUCAUAAGCAUUCUACAGCAGUUCCUACAUCAACCUGUAAGACUCCUGGCGUCCAUACGAGAUGAUAAGGUGUGCAAAUGGAGGGACCAUCUCAGUAGUAGCAGCAGCAACUGCAUGUUGACGAUAAAAGCAGAUAGCAACCUGGACGAUUUGAUAACGCACUUAGAUUACUACCACAUUCACAGGGUUGUUGCUGUCGAUGCCUCCACAAAGAAUGCAUUGUACAUAGCCACAUAUAGGAGAAUAUUGCAUUAUAUUUGGAGUAAGGUUGGUCGGGGUGUGACCACGAACGUCUUCAAUAGAACGCUUCAGCAAGUUAACCUCGGUUCAUACAUGGACCUCGUUUCCGUAUCGCUAUCAACACCGGUGCACGAGAUAUUCAGCAUCUUGAUGUCACGUCGUCUCUCAGCAGUGCCCGUAGUUGAUGACUGCUACAGAGUUGUUGAUGUCUUCAGGAAGGCUGAUGUCAUGAGUCUAAUAAUUGAUGGAAGCUUUCACGAUCUCUAUUGCCCAGUCGAAGAUGUCUUACUCUACGAAAGAAAUGGUUUUGAGGGUUUGUACAAAUGCAAGAAGACUGACGUGGUGUACAACGUUAUACAUUCGUUUGUACAUCUCGAGCUGCAUCGACUGGUGGUCGUGGAUGAUGAGGAUAGAUUGGAAGGCGUCAUCACCACGUCAGACAUCAUCAAGUUCUUCCUGGAUGGUGAUCAUACCUCCAUGGUCAGUUCAUCAUCAUCGUCGUAA